AUGUUACUCAGAUCACUAAACUCUUCUGCUCGUUGUGUCAAACAAACAACCAGAACAAAGGUUAGGUAUCUCAGCCACGUCAGUGGUGCAAGCAUGGCGAAACCUACAUUGAAGAACAACUCGAGAGAAUCCAACAAAUCCAGAAACUAUCUAAUUGCUGCUGUGACAGCAUUGGCUGUAUCAACCUCAAUUGGAGUUGCCGUACAUGUGAAGGACCCCUUGUAUAACGAUGCUACCGGCAGUGAUUCUCCGAGAAGUAUAUCUGUUGACGAGUUUGUCAAGCAUAAUUCACAAAACGACUGUUGGAUUGCAAUCAAUGGCAAGGUUUAUGAUUUCACUGAUUUUAUUCCAAACCAUCCAGGUGGGGUACCUCCAUUAGUUAAUCAUGCUGGUUAUGAUGGUACUAAACUUUAUGAGAAAUUGCACCCAAAAGGUACAAUUGAGAAAUUCUUGCCAAAGGAUAAGUUUCUGGGUGUGUUAGAUGGUGAAGCGCCAAAAUUGGAAGCAGACUAUUUGGUGGACGAUGAUGAACAAGAGAGACUGGAUUAUUUGAACAACUUACCUCCUUUGUCAUCUAUUCAGAAUGUUUAUGAUUUCGAAUACUUGGCCAAGAAGAUUUUACCUAAAGAUGCCUGGGCAUAUUAUUCUUGUGGUGCCGAUGAUGAAAUCACAAUGAGAGAAAACCACUAUGCUUAUCAAAGAGUUUAUUUCAGACCAAGAAUUUGUGUUGAUGUCAAGGAAGUUGAUACUUCUUAUGAAAUGUUAGGCACUAAAACCUCUGUUCCUUUUUAUGUAUCUGCCACCGCUUUGGCUAAAUUAGGCCAUCCUGAUGGUGAAUGCUCAAUUGCUAGAGGCGCUGGUAAGGAAGGUGUCGUUCAAAUGAUUUCGACCCUUUCCUCAAUGUCAUUAGAUGAAAUUGCCGCUGCUAGAAUUCCAGGUGCAACCCAAUGGUUCCAAUUAUACAUUAAUGAGGAUAGAAAUGUCGCUAAAGGUCUGGUCAAACAUGCAGAAGACUUGGGUAUGAAGGCUAUCUUUAUAACUGUUGAUGCUCCUUCUCUAGGUAACAGAGAAAAGGAUAAAAGAUUAAAGUUUGUUAAUGACACCGAUGUCGAUUUGGGUGAUUCCGCAGAUCGAAACAGUGGUGCUUCAAAGGCACUAUCUUCGUUCAUUGAUGCUUCUGUCUCUUGGAAUGACGUCAAAGCGGUCAAGUCGUGGACUAAAUUGCCUGUCUUAGUUAAAGGUGUUCAAACAGUUGAAGACGUUAUUGAAGCUUACGAUGCUGGUUGUCAAGGUGUUGUUUUGUCAAACCACGGUGGUAGGCAACUAGAUACUGCUCCUCCUCCAAUCGAAUUAUUAGCUGAAACUGUUCCAACUUUGAAGAGAUUGGGUAAAUUAAGACCAGAUUUUGAAAUUUUAAUUGACGGUGGUGUCAAAAGAGGUACCGAUAUUUUGAAAGCAGUCGCAAUCGGUGGCCAAGAUGUCAGAGUUUCAGUUGGUAUGGGUAGACCUUUCUUAUAUGCCAACUCUUGCUAUGGUGAAGCAGGUGUUAGAAAAUUAAUUCAAAAUCUAAAGGAUGAAUUAGAAAUGGAUAUGAGAUUGUUGGGUGUCACUAAAAUGGACCAGCUAUCUUCGAAACAUGUCGAUACUAAACGUUUGAUUGGUAGAGAUGCGAUCAACUAUUUGUAUGAUAAUGUAUACAGCCCAAUCGAAACCGUUAAAUUCAACAAUGAAGAUUGA
Molecule: messenger RNA, 1737 nt
Organism: Pichia kudriavzevii
Lineage: Eukaryota; Fungi; Ascomycota; Pichiomycetes; Pichiales; Pichiaceae
Exons: 1
Coding region: 1-1737 (578 amino acids)
Biological process (GO): lactate metabolic process
Molecular function (GO): L-lactate dehydrogenase (cytochrome) activity; heme binding
Source: RefSeq, a predicted model, not a curated record